AUGGGGAUUAUCCCGAAGAAGAGGCGAUUUAAUGUAAACAACACUUCUUACGAGAAAGUAGACGCCGAUGGAUGCUGUAGUAUUGAACAGUUCGUCGCAGGAAAAGACGACUUUCGUACAGCUCCUCUGUACAAGAUCCCGACGCCAUGGCCAUAUGAGGAUCGGCCUGCAUCCAUUGCGUUCGGCUCAGUAAUUGAUGAUAUCGAGGGAAAAAUCCGCGAUAUCCUCCGGUCCCAUGAGAUAAGGCCGCAUCGCAUAACUGUCCGAGCAAUGAAGACCAAGGGUCUUGAGAACACGAAAGAUACCCUCAUCAUCCUCUGCUUUGAUGAUGAUCCUUCAAAUUGGAAGGCGGCAACGCAGCAAUUGUAUGAAGUGGUCGAGAAUGCUGCACCCACGCUAGCGAAUCAGUUUCGGGUUGAGAUUCGGAACGAACGCAGGAUGUACCGCGACACAUCAACGGCUAUUAUACGCAAUACCGACGUCCAUCAAGCCCUUCUUGUCGUUCAACCACUAGUCGAAGAGGCAGUCAGAAUGGCCUGCCCGGACUCAUGGAGUUCCAUCUCUUACCAUAUGCGAGGGCCAAGAGACCAGGAGGGAGACCGAAAGCCUACCGUCAUGGUUAUGAUCAAACCAGGAACACGCCACAUCUGGGACCUUGUGGAGCAGAAGAUUGACGAAGCACUCCAAUCCGCGAAGACCCCAAUGGAUAUUGCAAUCUAUCAUGAGCUUUACUCGGGCUAUCUCUUGGACUUGCCGCCCCUGUUCGGAAAGGCCGAACCAAGCCCAUACUCUAACCUCCCAGCGAAUCCUAAGAACGGCUCCUCGAUUGGUCCGCGAGGCUCCAACUCAACUGGCAGUCUGGGCGCAUUCGUCUAUUUCCAGCCAGAGGGCCAGGAAGUGAAAAAGCUGUGUGUCAUGACGUGCUACCACGUCAUUUGUUCUGGAGAUCCUUCGAACCAAGCAACAACCGACAGAAUCGGAAUUGGAUUGAAAGGACAAAAUGCCCCUCAGCAUCAGCGUCGGAUUCCCAUCGACUACCCAUCAUCAUAUGAUACUGUCACGACAAGGAAGGCAUUGGAAGCUCUCAACGGUCCGUUAAGCAAAGAAAUGAAGGGUACCUUGGAGACCAUCAAGCGCCACAAGCAUGCUGGCGGAAUCGGUGAAGUGAUAUGCGCAUCAGGCAGAUAUCAAGGGGCCAACCUUAGGAGGAUGGACUGGGCUCUGAUUGAGCUCAAGUCUCCAACCCUAUUCUCCCAGAACAAACCUCCUGUUCUUAUUGAUCCUUUCGAUCUUCGACAGAAGUACUUGCCAUUGAACAGAAAGUACAUUGCGACUGAUAAUGAUGUCGUUUCUAAAGUAGGGGCAGUUACGGAAGGUGCAUGGGUUGUUAAGACUGGCCGGAAUUUGGGGGACGCCCGCGACGGUGUUACAGCUGGGGACACAAAUGCUAUGAAUGCCUUAAUCCACCGGGACAAUGCUCCAAGUACUAGAGAGACAGUCAUCAACAACCAUGUGUCAGGACGACAAUUUGCGGAACGGGGGGAUUUCGGAUCAAUGGUGACUAAUUGGAAUAAGGAGUGGGUUGGCAUUGUCAUGUCAGGCGAGAGCACUAAUGACACGGCUUAUAUGACGCUAGCACAGGAGAUUAUCGAUGAUGUUAAAGCCAAGACCGGCGGAACGAUCACUCUCCCAUAG
Amorphotheca resinae ATCC 22711 is the source of this 1695-nucleotide messenger RNA. RefSeq lists its product as hypothetical. The record is from RefSeq and is a predicted model, not a curated record. The coding region runs from base 1 to 1695 and encodes 564 amino acids. NCBI's taxonomy places the organism in Eukaryota, Fungi, Ascomycota, Leotiomycetes, Helotiales, Amorphothecaceae. The transcript has 2 exons.